Messenger RNA from Pieris macdunnoughi, 471 nucleotides. Lineage: Eukaryota; Metazoa; Arthropoda; Insecta; Lepidoptera; Pieridae. The record is from the annotation of a GenBank genome assembly.
AUGCAAGCCAUAGUUUUGCUUUUGAUGACAUUAAUGAGCACGUUUGUUCAAGGCCUUCGUAUUGAUAAUAGUAAUAAUGUGUUGGAGUAUGAUGAGCCAGCUUUUCAAGUGCUACCGUUCCCAUUACCUUAUAACGAGUAUGAACCCACACGACGUGAAGAACACAUCCAGAAAAAAGAUCUCCUAGAACCAGUUGCCAAUGAUUUGAGUAUUGUUCCUGCUAUUUCUAACGUUCUCCGGCUCUUCAAAGGUGGCCUCAAUUUCUUACUGUCAAACAUACCCGUGGUGUUAUUUGGGACAGUUGCAGCAUUUGGAGCUUGUGCGCUGACUCCAAUGUGCAAUACGCGAAUUUUGGAUAUGCUACCGACGGCAGAUGAUCUUCAGAACAUAUACAGGAACCCAGAAAGAUUGACUAGAGCUGCUGAGUUCGUGGAAACUGCUAUAAGAAAAUUUCAGGCUUUUAACAAAUAA